Cyphellophora attinorum is the source of this 2085-nucleotide messenger RNA. RefSeq names its product Laccase-2. The record is from RefSeq and is a predicted model, not a curated record. NCBI's taxonomy places the organism in Eukaryota, Fungi, Ascomycota, Eurotiomycetes, Chaetothyriales, Cyphellophoraceae. Gene Ontology annotation, molecular function: copper ion binding; oxidoreductase activity. Bases 1 to 2085 code for a protein of 694 amino acids. The transcript has 4 exons.
AUGCAGCUGGUUGAUCGCUUCGUGGCUGCCAUCACGUAUGUGGUGAGCUUCCUAACAUUCCAGCCUGGGAGUACACCAGGUUUGCAGCUACAGCAGCCCCUCAUCCCACAUCACCCUCAUGGAGGAGAGUAUGAAGCACUCCGGGGACCCAUUUUCAAACCUCCAGGUGGUAGACCAAAUGGUCCGGGCUCGGACUUCCAGUGUGACUACUCCAAUAUGCCUGGCUUCACCAGCUGUUCAACAGCCGAGAAUAGAUCGUGUUGGCUACGAAACAGCAAGACGGGCUUUGAGUACAACAUACGGACAAACUAUGAGGACACAAAUCUGACACCAGUUGGCGUCCACCGAACGUACUACCUGAACUUGACUGACACUGGUUACAAUGCGGAUGGGCUGCCAUUCCCAUACGGCAAGCUUUUCAACUCGACAUACCCUGGACCCUGGAUUCAAGGCUGCUGGGGCGACAACAUCACCGUCGUGGUAACGAAUAAGCUCAAGCACAACGGCACAUCUGUACACUGGCACGGAAUAAGGCAAUGGUUCACGAUGCACAUGGAUGUUGUCAAUGGAGUGACCCAAUGCCCUAUUGCGCCCGAGGAUAGUUUCAAUUAUACUUUCCGCGCAAUGCAGUACGGGUCAUCAUGGUACCAUAGCCACUACUCGGUACAGUACGCCGACGGAGCUGUCGGACCUAUGACGCUACACGGCCCAACAUCAGAGCCGUUUGACGAGCCUAAGCUACCAAUCCUGAUGACAGACUGGGGCCACAAUAGUGCUUUCGAAGCAAGCUUUACCACCCUAGCAAACAAAAGCAUAUUGCUCAACGGCGUUGGCGACGUUACUCGUUACAACAACUCCGUCAAAGCGACUCUAAGAAUUCCCGAUGCCUGGACACUCAACUUUGAGCGGCCGUCGCCAGGGGUACGCGCGAAAAGGUAUCUGUUGCGUCUCAUUAAUACGUCCUUCGAUUCCACGUUCGUUUUCUCCAUCGACGGCCAUGUCCUUCAAAUAGUCGGCGCAGACUUCGUACCUUUGCACUCGUACACGAAUACGUCGGUCUUAGUUGGCAUAGGACAGCGUUAUCAUGUCAUUGUGACGGCGCUCGAAAAGCCAGAGGAAGACAGCUACUGGAUCCGAACAUACAAGGCCAAUUGCUUCCGCUUCACGCAGGACAAAGCCAGUAAAGGCUACGAGACCACCGGCGUCCUGCGCUAUGGCGGUGACCCAAAGGUCCUUCCUGUCAGUCAGCCAUGGCCUGUCGGAAGCAGUGUAUCCCUCGACUGCUCUGACGAAACCUACUCGAGCCUGAAACCUAUCCUGGAAUGGCAGGUUGGCAAAGCAGCCAAUGAUCUCCUUGGCGGUGUUGGUCAGAAUUUCACUGUACAGGGCGCGUCUGGUAGCAGCAUAUAUCCUUUGGCGUUCUUCUCCAUGGGUGGUGACAAUUUCAAUCCAUUCAGAAUUGACUAUGGAGAUCCUACAUUCAACCAUCUCAAUAAGACGGGCGCGUGGAACCCGAUGUGGGUGGUCAUACCCGAGACUUAUGGUGACAAGGACUGGGUAUAUCUGGCUAUCCAGGGGGUCAAACUUACAGGUCGCACAACAGGGGCUCAUCCGAUCCAUCUCCACGGUCAUGACUUUGCCAUUCUACAACAGAUCGGAGCCCGCGCCUUCCCAGCCGGCCUCAAUCUCACACUCAACAAUCCGCCACGCAGGGACGUCGUUCUCCUUCCACAAGACGGCUACGUCGUCAUUGCCUUCAAGACCGACAACCCCGGUGCCUGGCUCGUACACUGCCACAUCGCGGACCAUGCUUCAGCUGGUCUGGCAAUGCAGAUCAUGGAGCGGCAGAAGGAUGCGGCGAAUAUCUGGCCAAGUCUGAACACAAGUGCGGCGCUGAGAGAGACGAAGAGGGUUUGUGGCAACUGGAACCAAUGGUGGGGCCACUGCGAGAACUGGUGGCCCGGCGAUGGAACCUUGCCGGUGGGCGUGUUGAGGAGCGAUUGGAAAAGUCAUCCGGACUCAAAACGGCCAAUUUCUCCUAUGACCUGGGUCAGGAAGCCCAUAUUUAUCUGUGACGGCGAUUAA